UAGAUAAUUCAAUCAGCAUUCUUCCCCUGCUUAUGCUUUCCCCAUCUCCAAAUCCUCCGCUCUCCAUUUCCUCUUCCUUCCACUCUCUCACACACUCACUCACUUUUCAUGGCUGCAAUCACAAAUCUAUUAUUAUCAAACCUCCCUUCAUCUCUCACCCACGUCCCCAUAAUCAACCCUCUUAUUAGCUCCUACCCUCCCUUUCCAUUACCCACCAAAUCUAAACCUCUACAAUUCCAUCUAACCACCACAAACAGAGCAGACUUCACUAUAAAGGCCACAGCCACAGCAGGCACAAAGAAAGCGCCAAGUGACGAAAGAGUAAAAAAAGUUCAUAGCAUAGAAGAAUUCGAUGAAUCCCUUAAAUCAGCCAAGAACAGGCUUGUGGUUGUAGAAUACGCGGCGAGACAUAGCCCCGACAGCAGCAAAAUCUACCCGUUCAUGGUCCAGCUCAGCAGGACCUGCAGUGAUGUAGAUUUCCUUCUCGUUAUGGGCGACGAAUCGGAGAAAACAAGAGAGCUCUGUAAGAGGGAGAAGAUCGAGAAGGUUCCGCACUUCAGUUUCUACAAAAGCAUGGAGAAGAUUCACGAGGAGGAAGGAAUCGGUCCGGAUCAGCUGAUGGGGGACGUGUUAUACUACGGUGAUAGUCACUCGAGUGUGGAGCAGUUGCACUGCAGGGAAGAUGUGGAGAAACUGAUGGAAGAUCACAAGGUGGAUCAUAAGCUGAUUGUGCUGGAUGUGGGGCUGAAGCAUUGUGGGCCAUGUGUGAAGGUUUAUCCGACGGUGAUUAAGCUGUCACGGCAGAUGGAUUCGGUGGUGUUUGCGAGAAUGAACGGUGAUGAGAAUGAGAGCUGUAUGAAGUUCUUGAAGGACAUGAAUGUGAUUGAAGUGCCGACGUUUCUGUUUAUUAGAGACGGAGAGAUUUGUGGGAGGUAUGUUGGGUCUGGGAAAGGAGAGCUUAUUGGGGAGAUUCUUAGAUAUCAAGGGGUUCGUGUCACGUAUUGAUGCUUUUGAUGGAACAUUAAAGAUCUCAAAAUUAA
Messenger RNA from Tripterygium wilfordii, 1040 nucleotides. RefSeq names its product thioredoxin-like protein CDSP32, chloroplastic. Gene Ontology annotation, molecular function: oxidoreductase activity, acting on a sulfur group of donors, disulfide as acceptor. Lineage: Eukaryota; Viridiplantae; Streptophyta; Magnoliopsida; Celastrales; Celastraceae. The record is from RefSeq and is a predicted model, not a curated record. The transcript has a single exon. Bases 109 to 1005 code for a protein of 298 amino acids.